CAGGCCAUGACUCAAGAUUAUACUUUUGCAAUAAAUAAUAAUUACUUGCAUUUUGCAGAAGCAGAAUCAUAUUAAAGCAAGAAAGGAGAAAACAAAAGGUAAACAGUUUCAGCCAUAUUGUUGUAUUGUUAUAUAAAAGCUUUAGUGGGUUCACUUAAGUAAAACUUCCAAAGCAUUUGGAGUGAGAUUCAAAACAGUAGCUAAACAGUUCCAAUGUGUUUCCCUGACUUUCAGGGGAAAAGUCUUGUUCUAGAUUUACUAAACUGAAUUACAGCAAGAAGAGGAGGGAGACAGAGAAGGUGUGAAUGAAUGAAUGCCUGUGCCCAGUUUUGGUUUUCCUGGAUUACUUCUGUUACCGUGUUGUGUUGCUAUGUGGGGACACAAGGGAUUGCCCGAAGCCUCAGGUGAUAACCACGUGUCCAGCUGCCCUAACACACACAUACAGCCACUCUUCUGGGCCAUGUAAAAGGAUGGUAGGCUCAUGUCCUUUGUCUGGCAUCUGCAAAAGGAGGAUGGCUUGUUUUUAUUUUGAAUCUGAAAGUGGAAUAAGGGAAUCAAACUUAUCUCUGGCAGAGCAGAAGACAUUUCAAACAGGAAUGAGAAAGAAAACUGCUAGAGAAAAUGGCCAUAGCCAUAGUAAGUGGAAUCUUUCCUCCUCAGCAGCAGGAAAGGAAGAGGCAGUAUAGGGAAGCUCCACCUGAUGCUGAUACCCCCAAAACCCAGAGCAGGUGCACAGGCAGAUAGAGAUAGAGGAAAAACAGGCUGACUGUACAGAGGCAAUUACUCAAAACAUUUGUGUAUGGGAAUGUGGGACCAAUAGCAGCUUGUCCUCAUCGCUUUCCCAGUUUCCUGUAGGCCUGUGAGCUCUUUGUUUUCUCAGGAAUUACUGGUCUAAGCCUCAUAAUUUAUAUUGCAACUAUGUAAUUUUCUUCAGUGGAGAGGGAAAACAUGAAAGGACAGGAUUGUUUUUAGUAAUGUAGUACUAAAUUACUAAACACAGUGGUAAUUUUCUAAUUGCUGUUAUACAACUAUUAGUAAUUUAGUAAUUUAGAGGUGAUGAGGAAAAAAUGUCUGGGACACUGAAGGGAAGUGAUUACAUUUUGGGGGUGUAGAUCCUAAAGUAACAUGAAUUUUGAAGUGUUGAUUUGUACACAGGAUGAUUUUACCUUACUGAAGAUAUUCAUCUUAACUGAAGAACUGAUAUUUUCCAUAGAUAAUAUCAUCCUGGAAAGCUAAAGAUAAUAAUAAAAUAUACUAAAAAUUAGCUACCAAUGAACAUGUCAGGUAUAUUAGUUACAUGUAACCUGCAAUCAUGAGAGGAAUUACAUUUCAGAAUAAAAGCCAAUGCUAUUUUUUGUUUUGGCAUAGCCUUCAGUUUUCAAUAUCCUUCUUUUGUUUAGAAAAAAAAUCUUUCUGGGUUUAUUUAUUCAUCUGAUGUACUUAAUGAUUUUACAAUGGUUACUAAUAGUCUCUGCAAAAUGGAGAGGUUUGUUUCCUGUAUUAUUGUCCUGAUAUAUUCAAAGUGUCAGUCAUAUCUCUUUUUAUUCCUCGUAACAAAAAUUCUUGCUGAAUUCCUAAUCUUAGAGACUUUUAUUUUUUACUUUUUCCUCUUUUUUUUUUUUUUUUAGACUAUUUUCUUUGUCAAGAUGGACAAAUUUGGAGAACAAUAAACUCUUUGUGUCGUUAUAGAUGGCACAUCUGGUAUACUUAAUCUGGCUGAUUUAUUUGCUCAUCUUACAUGCUUCCUGAAAAGCCCCUUUAAUUUUUUUUUGAGCUUGUCCUUGCCACAUUUGGUAUCUUGUAUUUUAAGAAGUAUUUACUGUGGUUGUACACAAAGUUUGAGAAAUGAGCAUUUCAGGAAGAAAUUUUUGGCAGCAAGAUAACAAUGAUUUAUUUUGAAUAUGACCAAAUUAUGUUUGCCUUCUUUUUCAAGGCAAUAAAAAUAAAUUAGGAGCAAACGGGGCAUGAGAAUUCAGAGAUACUUAACCAUGUGCUUUUAUACUAGGAAUAGUUUACUAUGCCUUGCUUGCUAAUUUCAAAGAAUCACCUAUACAGGUAAUGUAUUGUUGAAGCUUCUGUCAAAAACUCAUUCUCUCCUUUAAAAAAAUCAAGGAAUUCUUUGAAAGAAAGAAACUUAAGUCAAAAAUGAAGCUCCUGGAAGUAUCAUCUCCUAAAAGUUCAGCAGUCAGUUUGGAUCUUCUUAAUCUGUAUGUGGUUAACCAGAUAUCAACCAAAAAAGAAAACACUGAGAACACAAGGAAACCAGUCCACAUUGAAAUCACUGAAGAUGACAAAAGACCUAUCAGGAGACAUAACUUAGAGCUUCCUGCAUCACCCCUACGUACACAACACAAGUCACACUUAGAUGAUCUCCAGAGCAGGUUACAAAAGCAAGUUUUGGACAGCAGAAGACAGCAUCUCUCAGAAAAAGCAAAAUACCAGCAUAAUCUGUCACAAGUAACACCAUUAGGCUAUGUUGAUUCUAAUAUGGAAAAUGAAGACAACAUGGCCAGAGAUUUUCAUGCUUGUCCAUUGCCCUCCUCUGGUUUUCAGUUCUCUAACCACACACAGCCUUCAGAAGAAAAUUUCAACACAAACCUAAUGGGCAACAUUUGGGAACAGACCUAUGAAAAGAAGCUGCAGAACCAGCCAGGAAACAGCUUUGAUCAAGACCCUUGGAAUACAAAACCUCCAAGCCAGUUUAUUUUCAGAAAGUCUGAUACAGUGCCUCAGGAACUGUUCAAGCCUUUUGAUAGGCCAGACCACAUGAAUUCUGCCAGGAAAAAUCCAGUGAUAAUAGCCAGUAAUGGAUCAGAAAACUGUGAAGGAAUAAAAGAACCAAUAUUUGCUGUUGUGAAAGAAACUGCAGAACUGAAAAGUCUCCAAGAUGGAAGUGGUAGUUCCUUUCUGGCACUAUUUGAAGAUGAGCAUCAAACAAUCCAUAAUAAUCCCUCCACAAAGCAUUUUAAUCCUUUUUCUAACCAAAGCAAUACUGACAUUUUUUUCACUGUUCCUGAUGUUAGAAAUCAAAUUACCAACAGAAAUUAUUCUUGUAACACUAGAAGGGUUUAUCCUACAAUGAAAGCAGAAGACAAUUUUAUAGAGAGACACCUUGAAGGCAUUUUCACAGCUCCAGAACAGGUUUUGCUUAAAAGUAACAAUGUGUCAAGCACAAGCUACAAGGAAACUGGUGGACUUCCUAAAACCCACCUGCAGAACUGCCAUGAGGGACAGCGCUACUUUAUACCCUGUGAAAAGAGGGGAAAAAGAGCAAACCUUGAAAAAAUUGAGACAUUUGCUUAUCGCCAUGAUCAGCAGAAUAGCUUAAAGGAGAAUGCACAGAAAUAUUCAAGAAAAAAAAGUGAUGAAAAGUCUGUGAAAGAAACAGCCUGGAAUCAGAACCAUCUCUUUGUAUUUGAAGAGUUCACAACAGCACAAGAGAAAGGGUAUAAGUUUGGACUGAGUUCGUAUCUUCAUGAGACGGAGAUGGAGGUGGAGUCACCACUCAGCAGCCAGUCUCACAGUUACUCUCCAAGGCAGACUGAGAGUUAUUUGAGCUCUAGUCCUGACACAUCUGAAGAAGAAGACACAGCCAAAAAGAAAGAACAUCUGAACAAACAGUCCUUGAAGGCAUCAGGUGCCAACCUGUUCUCAGCCUCAGCCAGCAGAGAGGCCCCCAGGGGCUCUCACACCCGAAGUGUGGGUAUGCAGACCAGCAGUACAUUGGCUAGAGAAGAAGCAAACAAUCUUCAGGAGAAGGACUCUAUUCUUUGUGCCAGAGAGCAGGAAAAUAACCCCAAUAACCACCCCACAGCGCUGUCUCAGGGCCCGUCACACCGCCCCCGCACGAGGGAGCAUGUCGCUCGCAGCACCAGGCGCGAUGCUUGGUCGCAGACCGAGAGCUCUGUGACAGAAGCAGAGAAGGUGGAUGUGGGCACCCAGUGUGGCACCCUGCGGGUGUGCAGCUGCGGGGGAUCCCUGCCCGCCGGCCGCAGCCCGGGCGGGCUCCCUGCUCCCAGCCCUGCCGGUAGCGCAGGAGAGCGCGAAGGGGCGGGGCGGGAGGUGCCGCCGGCUGCGGGCGCUGCGGGCAGCGCGGCCGGCACUGACGCCCUCUCCUCUGAGGCUGAGUACCUGAGCUUGGCCGGCAGGAGGGCCCUGGAGGUGCUGGACUACAUCGAUAAAAUGAAGGAGAGAGACAAGCAGUGACCAGCCAUAGCAUGUCAGGAACACAAUAGUUUUGUUCUUUUCCCAGUGUAUUUCAUUCAGUUGGCAUAUUCUGAUUUUUCUAGCAUGGUUAGGCAAAAGAUAUUUUUACUGUUUGUUUGCUUUAACUAUCACUAAUUAUGGAUUUCUGUCUACCUACUGCUAUCUCAAAGUAUGGGUUUCUAUAGAUAUCCAACUAUUAACAAAGCAUUUUACAAUAGCCUAGUAAAUGCAAACAUUAGGAAUUAUAUUGGUUUCCUCACCAUAUAGCCAUAGCAUUCUGUAGUUUGGAAUUGAUUGACUAUGUUUCUUUUAAGGUGAUGGGAAGA
Messenger RNA from Prinia subflava (tawny-flanked prinia), 4532 nucleotides. RefSeq names its product regulator of DNA class I crossover intermediates 1 (gene REDIC1). The record is from RefSeq and is a predicted model, not a curated record. The transcript has 11 exons. Lineage: Eukaryota; Metazoa; Chordata; Aves; Passeriformes; Cisticolidae. Bases 2146 to 4206 code for a protein of 686 amino acids.